CACAAUGUCACCUAUUUCAGCAUCAAAAUCUAGAGGUUCCAUGAUUCAAUAUCUCACGGAUUCUUACUCUUAUUUAGCUGAAUCUCUAUAAUCAUCAUCAUCAUCAUAUCUGCUGAUUUCAGAAAAGAUAAUGCAGGGCCCGGGUGCUUCCUUCGGGGAGCCUGAGAGACGACGUCGCAUUGCCCAGAUAUCUGACAAGAUGAAAUUUUCUCUAGCAGCGCCUACCGCAAGGGCAUGCUUGUGGCUUGCAGACCUCGAGAAUCUCAGAGAAAUCGCAGGAAAAUCAGCGGAGGAGUUACUACACUUCCUCAUUGCUGUUGAACACUUCAAUCUUGUCAAAAAAUGGACCCAGCGCGAUGCCGACUCGCAGUCUAUAAUUACAUCUACGAUCCCCUCCCCAUCUUGCAAACGUAUGGAGGAUAAACAUCAGCCCAUACCAGGUGUGCCUGACCCAGCCACGGCGAUGCAAUCAACUACAAUGCACUCUCCAGAAACACUCAGGGUUCGAACAGAGCAAUUAGACUCUGGUAAUCAGAGAGAAUCCAAAACAUCACCCGCAGACACACCAUGCUCAACACCUGUCCAUACCCCUCGGAAGCAUCCAGCAGAGCCACUGGAAUCACCAGGGCUAUAUAAGAGAAUCAGGAGGGAUGAGUCAGUCAAAAAAGCUUGCAGGGAACGCAAUUCAUCUUACAUUAUAACGAAGAUACCAGUGGAAUUUUGCGACAUCACGCAUCUUUAUCCGUUUUCUUUGAAAGACAAAGACCGCUAGUCAACGGGAAUAUUCUUGACCGCCCUGAAUGACUUUUGGACAAAGGAAAAAGUGAGCAGAUGGUAUAAUGCUAUCUUCUCUGAGAAACUGGCUACGGAAAGACCAGAGAAUAUGGUUCUG
Messenger RNA from Aspergillus piperis CBS 112811, 892 nucleotides. RefSeq lists its product as uncharacterized. The record is from RefSeq and is a predicted model, not a curated record. The transcript has 3 exons. The coding region runs from base 131 to 772 and encodes 213 amino acids. Lineage: Eukaryota; Fungi; Ascomycota; Eurotiomycetes; Eurotiales; Aspergillaceae.